Molecule: messenger RNA, 469 nt
Organism: Paramecium sonneborni
Lineage: Eukaryota; Ciliophora; Oligohymenophorea; Peniculida; Parameciidae
Source: the annotation of a GenBank genome assembly
AUUUAUUUGACCUCAAAUGAAUCAUAUGCUAUAUUCCGUUAAAAGUUUUCAUUUUCUGACAAACAUACUAAUAAAUUACGAUCAUGGGAUUAUUCCAGCUUGCAUAAAAAAAAUAGAAUCAGAUCUUGGAAUUAAUGAUUUAUAAGUAGAUAAUAAAAUUUUAAUGAUUUACUUAGCUUGGUUUAUUGAGUUCAUCCGUUUAUGCAGGAAUUAUAAUAGGAUCAAUAAAAGGAGCAGGAUUUUAUGAAAAAUAUAAGACGAAAUAAAUUCUCACAUUAUGCUUAUUAUUCUACAUAUUGAGUUUAUCAUUAUUUCUCCUUACAAAGAAUAUUAUGCUCUUAUAUUUUUCAAGAUUUUUAACUGGACUAUUUUAAGUAUGCUUCAUUAAUUUAAUUGGAAUUUUUAGUAAUUUAUUUUCCUGUGUGGAUUGAUAUCUAUGGAGGAUAGUAAAAAAAUUAACAGUUGAUAU